Molecule: messenger RNA, 3693 nt
Organism: Musca domestica (house fly)
Lineage: Eukaryota; Metazoa; Arthropoda; Insecta; Diptera; Muscidae
Exons: 1
Coding region: 187-3612 (1141 amino acids)
Source: RefSeq, a predicted model, not a curated record
AGUUUCCAUGACAACCACUCGACCAUGUGCAAAAACCAUGGGUCAUUGUGCCGGCUGACCAUAUUGGCAAUUGUCAUGGCAACAUUUAAUCAAAAGGUGUGAAAUUAUGAAGUGAAUACCACACUUCCAUAUUGACCAAGGAUAAGAUCUAGGAUAUAAAGGAUAUUACAAUUUUAAAGAAAAAAAAUGCAAAAAAUAUUGCCUCUUCUCCUAGUGUCCACAGCGAUAUUCCAAUUUUCCACGAUAUGGUGUCAAGAAGAGGUACCCUCAUUUCGUAUUGUGGCACCCCAGACACUGUGCAAACACGACACGGACGACAAUGAACCAUCCACCGGCAAACAGCAAGCCGAUGGUAUCACUGUGGCCUUUCAACCCAAAGAUGGCAUUAAAUUGUCGUACAAAUUUAAAAUAUUCUUUAAAAUUUUGGGACCCGAUCCCUUGACACAGCGUGAAACACUGUUGGUUUGGAAGGCCGUAAGGGCCUUGGAACAGCAAUUAAAUACCAAGGAACGUUUACAAAUUUCCAAAGAUAAUAUGGCAAUGAUUAGUAAACGGCAAGUGGUACCGGGUGUCAGUUACAUUUUCCAUGUGGUGGGUAUAACCGAUGCCGGAGAGACAACACGAGAACAGGUAUUCACAUUGGACUAUGCAGAUGGAGUGCUGCAAAACAGCAAUGUACCCGAAGGUAUAAAUUUGCUUUUGAUUGGUUCCGAGGAAAUUGUGGCCAAUAUGCAAUAUAAUGUGGUGGCCCGAGUGGGUUUCUGUAAACCAAAAUAUGACUACUAUGUGCAAUGGCAUUUGGAAGAGUUGGAGGGGAAAUAUCGCAACGAAUUAGAACGUGUCAUCUCAAGUGUUUUGAUAAUACCGGCAAAUGUUUUAAUGUCGGAGCGUAAAACUUCGGUGGAGGCCCAAGUUCGGGAGUGGCAAAGUAAACGUCUUCUCGCCAAGGAGGUCAUUAUGGUGGAGGUUUUGAAUAAAGGUUUCCAGGCCAUGAUUGUGCCAACGGCAGCACGUAUUGGUCAGGGUACAAGUUUGACCUUUCGUGUAUUCUUAAGGAAUUUCGAUAUGAUAAUGGAGGCCAACAUCAAAUGGCUACUGAGAGAUGCCAAUACCAAAAUGAUUCUGAUGAGUCGUGAGGAUAAGGAAAACGAGUUUCGUGUUAAAUUCGAAAAGGCUGGCCUUUAUCAGGUAUUGGCCAAUGUCAGUAUUAAUGAUAUUUCCUCAAAGGUCAAGGCAGAAAUUGAGGUCGUGUCUUCGUUGUUUGUUAGCUAUGAUUUCCAGCAAAUUCCCAAUUUAAAUCCAUCCUCAACGGAAGAAUUCCGAUUUUCUGUUAUGGCCAUGAAUUUGGUGGCCAACUGUGAGGCCAGUUGGCUGAGUGCCCAGGAGGAUGGUUUCCAGUAUAUUGCCCCAGGGGUUUUGGACAAAGAGCACUAUGGCUAUAGUAAAGUGUCAAAUUUGGAAAAAUAUUAUUUGGAGGAAAUCAUUGAUUUCAGCAAUUCCACGGUAAAUCGGGAGAUAACUUUGCAAAUACCGGCCGCAGGCAAAGAAAUGAAAAAUGAGUUAACAUGGCCCGGCUUUGAGGGAGAUGCCAUGUAUAAGUUUCGUUUAGAUGUCACAUGUCCAAAGCCUUUUCAAGAGAAUCGUUUGCAAAUGGAAGCGGGCGAGGAGGAUCAUCAAGAGGAACCUUGGAAGAGAAUGAUUACCAGCUAUUUUACCAUAGAUCUGCAUACAAACUCCCCACCCCAGGCCUUGAGAGUUUUCAUGGAACCCUUGCAGGGUAUUGCCUUGAAGACAAUUUUCAAUUUCAAUUCCCAGGAAGCAAAGGAUUUACUUUUGGAUUCACCGGUACGUUAUGAACUGAAAAUAAAGUGGCAAGAGUUUAUUUUAUCAAUUGGACAAUAUUUUCAAUAUAAAAGUUGGCAGACCAUAUUACCCUUUGGUGGUGGUGAGAGCAAUUCUCCAUUGGAAAUAAUGGUGGAGAUAUGCGAUAUACGUCAGGCAUGUAGUCAAAUUCGUAAUGACACCCAAUUGCAGGUCCACUAUGAGGAACUAAGUGAUGUGGAAUAUGAGGAAUAUUUGAAAAAUGUUAAUGCCCUGUUUAUGCGAACGGAUUACCAGGAAGGUCUGAAUCUUAUUACCAUGGCAUUGCUUACAUUUCGCAAUGGCCACUCUCAAUAUAGGGAAAGAUUUGAGAAAUAUACCAAAGUUUUGAUUAGCAAAGAGCUGGAUAAACUCUUGGAACAACCCGAACAUCAGGUGUACAUAAAUCCCGACAUCACACAUUUGUUUGUGGAAAAAUCAAAACAAUUGCUAGAUUUUACCCAACAAAUGGAUAAGGCCACUUUGGAGAAGUUAAUUGAAAUUUUGGAUAAUAUCAUUGACAGCCCAUCGGCGGUGGGGGUGGAAGACAAACGUUUCAAAAGACUUGUUGCCAUGAAACGCUCGAGACGCAUUGUCAAUCAGAAUCAGGAUUUAUAUCAACAUACCCAAUUGCUGCUGCUUGAAGAUUUACUCAAGGCCGAGGAGUAUAAGCCUGAGGCAAUGAAUAAAUUCAUGGAGAAACUAUCGAAAUUAUCGCAAAAACUUUGCUUGAAGAAAAAUCUAAAUAUGGAAACUUUGAAGAGCAAUAUGGUCUCGGUGACUCUGAAACAAAUCAAGGGAGGCGAUAUGCAGCAGACCACCCAUAUUAGCGAAGAUAUUUUCGAUAAAAUCACUUUGCAUUUUAAACUUUUGCAGAAUAAUGCCAAAUACUGUUUGGUCAUAAAGACAUAUAAUUUUCCAGGAGAUUUUCCAAAUGACGAUGAUGACGAGGAGCCAUCCUCCUCCUCUUCAUCUUUGUUGCAAUAUAAUAUUUAUGAAAUCAUGGAUGAUGGCAGCCACUUGAAAGAGUUCCAGCUACAAUCCAACGAGGAGUUGAACAGUAAUCAAGGCAAUAAUAUACAACUCGAUAUCUAUCCCCUGGAACAAAGGGUAAAUAAAUGUUUUAUGAAAUCCACAUAUAAUUCACAAUGGUCCAUGGAUACCUGUAAAUCCCUGGAUUUGGGAAAUUUCCUACGUUGCUCCUGUUCUCAGACAGGUUUUGUGAAGACCGUUUUUAUUUCUUCGGCAACCACGACCACCUGGAGACCACCCAUUCGGAAUAGGGACACCACAACACCGCAAUUUUCUCUAUCGUCACCCCUGCCAACAUUUAUUUCCCUAACCACACGUCAACCAUCGAUUAUUACCACAACUUUGGAAACCACACAAAUUCCGUUUACCAGUACUCUGAGAUCUUUUUAUCCCACACCUAAUGGUAUUUCAACAAUUCCCACAUUCCAACCAACGCCUCCAGUAGUAGAAAGGAAUACAGUAAGCGAUCCACAGCCUACCGCACAUAUGGAAAUUGUGCAACGGGCUGGCUCACCUUUUUACUAUAUAAUCCCAUUGAUAUUAAUUCUAUUAUUUUUGAUUGUGACAUUGCUCGCUUUUCUAUAUCGUCGGCGGAUGCAACAAACUGCCGGUUUGGUCAAAAAUAUACCCCCCUCAACGGUGUUGGAGAGUCGUAAACCUGCAAGCGGUAUCAAAUAUGCAAAUAUUCAAGAUGUUGAUAUGUUAAGUGGUAAUUUUUAAAAUAGAUUUAAUUUGCUUUUAUUUAUGCUAAGCUUUAAGAUGUUGCUAUUUAUUCCAUUCUGAAAAAAAUAUAAUAAACUC